Messenger RNA from Myotis daubentonii (Daubenton's bat), 4917 nucleotides. It is a transcript of the gene GZF1, whose product is annotated as GDNF inducible zinc finger protein 1. Gene Ontology annotation, molecular function: DNA-binding transcription repressor activity, RNA polymerase II-specific; protein binding; RNA polymerase II cis-regulatory region sequence-specific DNA binding. Gene Ontology annotation, biological process: regulation of cytokine production; negative regulation of transcription by RNA polymerase II; regulation of immune system process. Gene Ontology annotation, cellular component: nucleoplasm. NCBI's taxonomy places the organism in Eukaryota, Metazoa, Chordata, Mammalia, Chiroptera, Vespertilionidae. The record is from RefSeq and is a predicted model, not a curated record.
GGGCCCGCACGAGUUUGGGGAAAGCGGGGGCUGCUGGUGAGUCUGGGCAGGAGGCUGCGAGAGCCGUCCUCUGCGGUUUCUCCCGGCGUGGGGGCUGACAGCCCAGCCCGCGUGUUGGUGUUCCGCCCCCCACGUCCCCCUCCUACAGCCUUGAUUAGGUUUGAUCGGUUUCUCAGCUUACUGUGCAGUCUCCCCCAGGUGACUGCUCGGCUCCCGCACAUGUCCUUUUCACAGCUAAACCUCAGACGCAGCCGUUUUUGGUGUUGGUGGUGGGGGCAGGCAUCAUUGAUGGGACUGGGGAAGUGAGACUGGUUUUCAGGGGAGAUGAGGAGAGUUCUGCUGCAGACACAUGGAGUCUGAGGCGACACCUAAGACCUGGCUGAAGGAGGUUAGAAGGAAGGCGGGCACUUCGGAUGGGUGGGUGGAGAGGCAGGAACCAAAGGGACUUGGAAGAGGAGGGAGAUCCAAGAGUAGAAGGUUGGGGGCGAACCCGAAGGAGAAAACAUUCAGGGAGCCUUAGGUGAGAGGAGGACCGGCCAAGCAGAAAGAACCGCCCAAGGUGGUGUGGGGUACCAAGGAGAGCAAGGAGGGGAGCCCUGGGGAUGGGGUGUGCCCACGCGGCGGACAGAUGCAGGGAGGGAGCGCAGCUCUUUGCAUUUGGCAAGGCUGAGGUGAGGGGUGUGCUGAGCAGGUUCGUUGUCCAGACUCCCGCCAGGCUCGGCGGUAAGUCCCAGCCCCACCACUUCCCGGUGCCUUGUUAGGUCCUUCCUCCUCUGUGAAACAGGGAUGAUCGCGCCUAGGCCUGCUGCAAGGGAAGCAGGUAACUAGCUAACGGGUCUCCGGGGUAAGCAUUUGACAUGUUUGUCCUCCCCGAAGCCUCCACAGAGGACAGAACUAAGGUUCAGAGAAGUUACCUGCUCAAGGUGAAAGCUGUGGCCCUUGCAUUACUUCAGUAGAAUAAUGGCUGUUUUUGGAAAGAAGAAACAUGGAAAAUGGUGCAGUUCUGCUGGAAUCCAAAUCCUCACCAGUUAACCUUCUGCAUGAAAUGCAUCAACUACGCCUUCUGGGUCACCUGUGUGACGUGACUGUGAGCGUGGAGUACCAGGGUGUCCGAGAAGAAUUCAUGGCCCAUAAGGCGGUGCUGGCAGCCACCAGCAAAUUUUUUAAGGAAAUGUUCCUUAAUGAGAAGACUAUGGAUGGUACUAGGACUGUCUACUUACACGAAGUGCAAGUGGUUGACUUUGCUUCAUUUCUUGAGUUUGUCUACACCGCAAAGGUACAGGUGGAAGAAGAUCGGGUGCAGCGAAUGCUGGAAAUGGCUGAGAAGCUAAAAUGUUUGGACUUAUCAGAAACUUGUUUUCAAUUAAAGAAACAGAUGUUAGAGUCGGUGCUUUUGGAGUUGCAGAGUUUCUCCGAGUCUCAGGAGGUGGAAGGGAGCAGUGGCUCCCAAGGCAGUGUUACUUCUGACACUGGGGCAAGUGUGGCCGUGGACAGUCCUUUCACCAACGGCCUUGUGGCCUCCUUAGCUCCUCCAGUGCAGAGAAUCAGCAACGGUACGUUGCCAGAGCUGUCCCCAAGGAAGUCCAAAGAAAAACCAGACAAGAAGAAAGAUGGAGUUAAGCCUUCCUACCCCAAAGUCAGAAGAGCUAGUGGAAGGCUGGCUGGCAGAAAGGUAUUUGUGGAAAUUCCUAAAAAGAAAUACACAAGAAGACUCCGAGAGCAGCAGAAAAGUGCUGAGGAUGAUGUGGGGGACUACGGGUGUACCCAAGACCCCAGCCCAGACACUGUGGGGACCGAGGAUGAGCCAGUGACAAAAAGUGAGGAUUUCAGUGCUGGAGUGGAGGUCGGGGAGGUGCUGCAGAAGGCAGGGCAGGUGGGGGAGGAGGAGGAGGAGGAGGAAGGGGAGGAGGGGGAGGAGGAGAAAAGGAAGAGCAACUUUAAGUGUACCAUCUGCGAAAAGUCCUUUCUGUAUGAGAAGAGCUUCCUGAAGCAUAUCAGGCACCACCACGGUGUGGCCACGGAGGUGAUUCACCGCUGUGACACCUGUGGCCAGACCUUCGCCAACCGCUGCAACCUGAAGAGCCACCAGCGCCACGUCCACAGCAGUGAGCGCCACUUCCCAUGUGAGCUCUGCGGGAAGAAAUUCAAGAGGAAGAAGGACGUCAAGCGGCACGUGGUGCAGGUUCACGAGGGGGGUGGCGAGCGGCACCAGUGCCAGCAGUGCGGCAAGGGCCUGAGCUCCAAGACGGCCCUGCGGCUCCACGAGCGGACACACACCGGCCACAAGCCCUACGGCUGCACCGAGUGCGAGGCCAAGUUCUCACAGCCCUCGGCACUGAAGACCCACAUGAGAAUUCAUACAGGGGAAAAACCUUUUGUCUGUGAUGAAUGUGGUGCAAGAUUCACUCAGAACCACAUGCUGAUUUAUCAUAAAAGGUGUCACACAGGUGAAAGACCUUUUAUGUGUGAAACAUGUGGCAAGAGUUUUGCUUCUAAGGAGUAUUUAAAACAUCACAAUAGAAUCCAUACUGGAUCCAAACCCUUUAAAUGUGAAGUUUGUUUCAGGACUUUUGCCCAGCGGAAUUCACUUUACCAGCAUAUUAAAGUCCACACAGGCGAACGUCCCUAUUGUUGUGACCAGUGUGGUAAGCAGUUCACCCAGCUCAACGCUCUCCAGCGUCACCAUCGGAUCCACACAGGAGAGAAGCCGUUCAUGUGUAACGCAUGUGGAAGGACAUUUACUGACAAGUCCACUCUCCGGAGGCACACCUCAGUUCAUGACAAGAAUACGCCAUGGAAGUCCUUCCUUGUUAUUGUAGAUGGCUCACCCAAGAAUGAUGAAGGGCAUAAGACUGAACAGCCUGAUGAAGAAUAUGCAUCAUCCAAACUUUCAGAUAAAUUGCUGUCUUUUGCUGAAAAUAACCAUUUUCACAACCUGGCCACAGUCCCAGGCAGCGUAUCUACUGUGCAUGAGAAUAGUUCUGCCAACACAGCCUGCAAGUCGGACAAUUCUGUGGUGUCCCAGGAUGCUCUGCUGGCCACCACCAUCAGUGAGCUUAGUGAGCUGACACCACAGACAGACUUGAUGCCCACACAACUUCACUCACUGACCAGCAUGGAGUGAGCUUGAAGUGACCUGCCAAGCAGGCCCCAUCCUGCAUCUCGUGUGAUAGUGUGUGCAAGGUGAUGUAUCAGGAACCAAGAUAAAGAACCGUCUGUAGGCAAAGAAGUGGGCAUUCAAGAAUGGCUUCUGAUUUUCCACAAUUUCUGAUAACUUGCACGCUUUUAUCAAAGCAUUUUUGAAGCUUUCCCUUAAAAAUCCUGAUCUGCACGACCUCAGCUCCACUUUAUCAACACAUAAGGCAGUUAACAUAACCUCACUUAAUUCUGGUGUAGGCUGCUAUAGGCAUUCAUCAUUCUAAUGCUUGAUUGUCUUGAUGUUUAUGAAGCUUAACUAUUUACCUUAAUAGAGUACACAGCAUUGAUCCAGCUCAUGAAAUUGCUUUUAAUGGUCUCCCUAGUCUCUCAGCCUGCCUUAUACUUCCAUGUGGGUGUAUUUCUCUGAUACUUUAAAGAUAGUUUUCUACCAACUGAAAUAAAACUGGGGCCAUGUAUUUUUAAUUGUUUCUUUCCUGCCGAAUUGAAGCAAAUCAGAUUUGCUCUAAGCACCCUUGAACUGAAGAGAUGAAUUACUGCAUUCACCCCUUUCUACUCCCCCAACCCCGCACUAAAUAAAGGAAUGACAAAUUGAACACCUGCAAAAUAGUUUAGUAUAGCCUCUACUCACAGCAUAUGUGCAGCUAGGAAAUUUGUCAUAAAGUAGCUUUUGAAAUGAAAUGUGGCUGUUCAUUUUCAUUCCUAAAAAUCCGAUAAGGUAAAAGCUGUCCUACCAAAGAUUUUAGGAGCAAACUAGUAUUUUCUUUUUAUUUUUGCAGAGGUACGAAAAAUUAAGCAAGAGGCUUUAGAACACUUGAAACUUAUGUAGUCAUUUUACUGACGAGUAGCAAUGAGGUGAUUGUGGCUAAUCUUAGAGCACAGAGUAUUAGUAUUUCUGCCUGGUUUAUCUGAUUUAAUUUUCAAGAUUUUCAGAAAAUCAGAACUUUCUCAUUGCCAAAUCAAGAGCUAGAAACAGGCAGGUAAAUGUCACACCUUUGUUUCCUCGGGAGUAUGCGAGAAUAUAGCAGAAGGGACCAAAAGCCUUGGCACACAUCAUUGAUUAUGCCUUAAGAGUAGAUUGUGAAGAACCAAUACUUGUCUUAAAUGCUCCUUCGGCUGUCUCAUGCUGGACUUUACAAUGAAAAGAUAAUUCUGCUGUAUUUGCUAAGUUUGAUUCUUGGUUCCAGUGGCUUUUGUAUGUAGCCGUGACUCAUAUGUAACCCUAAACAUAUUAAUUUAAACAACCUUAAAGUCUUUUGUUUACCAGUUUUUCUACAUUUUAAUUUAUUGACUUGCCGUGAAACACUUUAAUUUUUGAGAAAAGUUCUAAGAGAAAGAACUUAUCCAUAAGUUCCAGGAUGAACACAGCUGUACUAUGCCAGGAACUAAUGAGAGACUUUCUUCCUAUGUGCUUAUUUUCUAGUUUGUGACAUGUUACAUACUAAAGCCACUAUAAGUUGUUUAGGUGCUGAUAACACAGCAGUACUUAACUACUUCAAAUACAGUUAUGACAACAUAUCCUAGUUGUGUUUACAGAACAACAGUAACAAAAAACUGACUGUCAUACAACCAUUUUAUUCUUGGUAAGAGAAUGAAUUGGCCAACUGAUGUACUGUUUCAUGGAGUAAAGUCAUUUUAAUGAGAAGGAAUUUAAAUAAUAGAUUAUUUUGCUACCUACUAGAAUUUUUGUCUUGAAUUCGUUUCUUUAGAAAUUCUACAAAAAAAUUGUUUACUGUGUUAAUAAACAUUUGCUUUGUAAAA